Messenger RNA from Aspergillus chevalieri, 1011 nucleotides. RefSeq lists its product as uncharacterized. Gene Ontology annotation, molecular function: oxidoreductase activity. Bases 1 to 1011 code for a protein of 336 amino acids. NCBI's taxonomy places the organism in Eukaryota, Fungi, Ascomycota, Eurotiomycetes, Eurotiales, Aspergillaceae. The record is from RefSeq and is a predicted model, not a curated record. The transcript has 2 exons.
AUGCGCUCCGUGUCGGUGGGGAUUCUCUCCAUUGGAGAAAUGGGGCUUGGUAUCGCGAAGCUUUUGAAAGCCCAUGGAUAUCGUGUUCUCACCGUAGGUGAGGGUAGAAGUGAGCAUACUCUAGCCCGAAUCCGGGCAGCGUCGAUCGAAUCUUUACAAUCUGAUGAGGAACUGGUGGUAUCCUCGGACUAUAUCUUAUCCAUCGUACCUCCCAGAGAUGCGCUUACUACGGCUCGUCGAGUUGCAACUGCAAGCCAGCUCCCCAGCACGAGUACGAAACGACAAAGCAUUGAAGACACCGAUGGACUGCUCACACGACGUCAACCCUACUAUCUCGACCUGAACGCCAUCUCAGCUCGCCUAUCAGCCGAAGUGGGUUCUCUGUUUGCGGGGAAUCAAUCCGCGUUAUGUCACUACCUCGAUGGAGGAAUCAUCGGACCCCCGCCAUCCAAUGACUCGCCAAAAGCACACUGGACGAAACCCAGUCUGAUAAUCUCGGGUGACGUGGAGCUUCCCGCCUCAUUCCCCAGACUGGCAGAAGUGCUGAACAUGAAGUUGGUGUCUGCCAAGAUUGGUGCGGCAUCGACAUUGAAACUCUCGUUUGCUGCCCUGACGAAGGGACUCACCGCACUUUCAAUCUUGUCGUUCUCCACGGCGCAGCGGGAAUCGUUGCUUCCGGAGUUGCUGAAGCAUCUGGACGAGUAUGCUCCGGCUGUUGGAUCUACGGCUAAAAAGGGGGUUGUUGGGAUGGCGCCCAAGGCGUAUCGGUGGGUGGACGAGAUGCAAAUGAUCGGAGAGGCAUUUGACACCGAGGGACACUGGGACGGAAUUGGAGCGGGGGUUUAUGAUAGUUUCGCGGAGGUGUAUCGGAGCAUUGCGGAGGAUACGGUGUUGAAAAAGGAGAAGACGGGAGAUCGCAGGAGAGGAACAACGGUUGAAGAUGCAGCGGAAAUCAUAAGCAGUGGCCGGGAAGACUCAAUGAAACAAGAGAAAGUGAGGAGUACAGAGUAA